This is a messenger RNA of Silurus meridionalis, 2195 nucleotides long. It is a transcript of the gene tom1l2b, whose product is annotated as target of myb1 like 2 membrane trafficking protein. The record is from RefSeq and is a predicted model, not a curated record. The transcript is spliced from 15 exons. Gene Ontology annotation, molecular function: phosphatidylinositol binding; clathrin binding; ubiquitin binding. Gene Ontology annotation, biological process: signal transduction. Gene Ontology annotation, cellular component: endosome; membrane. The coding region runs from base 54 to 1601 and encodes 515 amino acids. Lineage: Eukaryota; Metazoa; Chordata; Actinopteri; Siluriformes; Siluridae.
UUCAGUGUUUACUGCCUUGUUCACCGUUAGUCGAUGGAAUUGUUGUUGACAAGAUGGAGUUCUUGCUGGGAAAUCCAUAUGGUACUCCGGUGGGACAGUGCAUUGAAAAAGCCACAGAUGGCUCCUUACAAAGUGAAGACUGGACUUUAAAUAUGGAGAUAUGUGACAUCAUCAAUGAAACAGAGGAUGGGCCUAAGGAUGCCUUAAGAGCUGUCAAAAAGAGACUUAAUGGGAAUAAAAAUUACAGGGAAGUGAUGUUGACCUUGACUGUUCUUGAGACAUGCGUGAAGAACUGUGGUUAUCGCUUCCAUGCUCUCGUCACCACCAGGGAAUUUAUCGAUGGAGUUUUGGUUAAGGUUAUUUCUCCCAAAAACAAUCCACCAGCCAUCGUCCAGGAUAAAGUUCUUGCCCUUAUACAGGCUUGGGCUGAUGCUUUCAGGAGUAGUCCAGAUCUGACAGGUGUGGUCCAUGUCUAUGAGGAAAUGAAGAGAAAAGGUAUAGAGUUCCCAAGGUCAGACCUGGAGACCUUAUCACCUAUCCACACACCACACCGGAAUCUCUCUGAGGUGGAUCCCAAGCUCAGUGCUCCAGUUCAGCCAAAACCUGUGCAUGCUCCUCCUGUCCAAGCUUCACCUCUGGUUCCCACUGUGCACCUGUCUGGACCUAUCAACCCCACACUGGAACAGAUUUCUAGGCUGCGCAGUGAGCUGGAUAUCGUGCGUGGGAACACCAAGGUGAUGUCUGAGAUGUUAACAGAAAUGGUUCCCGGCCAGGAGGAUCCAUCUGACCAUGAGCUUUUGCAGGAGUUGAACAGAACCUGCAGAGCCAUGCAGCAGAGGAUAGUAGAGCUCAUCUCUCGUGUGUCCAAUGAAGAGGUUACAGAGGAACUGCUUCAUGUCAAUGACGACCUCAACAACAUCUUUUUGCGAUAUGAGAGAUAUGAGAGGUUCCGGUCUGGUCGAAGUGCUCAUGGUGUCAAUAAUGGGGUUCUGAGUGAGGCCACAGAUGACAACCUGAUUGACCUUGGGCCAGGUUCUCCUGCGGUGGUGAGCCCCAGGAUCAGUGGCACUCCUCCCUCCAGCCUGCCAGCCUCUGUAGCCCCUGUUCGCUCUGCUUCACCUGCCACACUCUCCUCUCGACUGGCAGGCCUGGAUGUAGGAGCUGAUAGUGUCAGUGGCACUCUGAGUUCUCUAAGUCGCUGUCAGCCACUGUCAGAUGAUUUUGACAUGUUUGCCCAGACAAGGAGUGGCACCUUGACUGACCAAAGGAAGAAUCAACCAUUUGAAGACACACAGGCUGCAAGUGGAGCGGCCCCUACUCUUGAGCUUCGACAACAGACCUCUGCAGGGUUUGCUCUUGACCAGUCCUCUGUCAUGGAUGACAUUGAGGAAUGGCUCUGUACUGAUGUGAAAGGAGACGAGGGAGAAGAAGGUGUGACGAGUGAAGAGUUUGACAAGUUUUUGGAGGAGAGGGCUAAAGCUGCAGAAAUAGUUCCUACACUUCCACUUGCUCUGAGUGCAGAUCCAACCAGUGUAGCUGGCUCCACUGUAAAUGCUGGGAAAAAGCCUGAUCGUGCUGAAGGCUCUCUGUUUGUCUUGUAGAAGGAUUUUGGGACUGUUUGGUCUGUGCUCAGCCUCCUGAGUGUGGUAAGUAGGUGGUCCUGCAGACUCAGUGGCCCCCGUCUUUCCUCCGUUUCCUGCAUUACUACCCAAUCAACACUACAGUGGCUGAAUCCUAUGCAGUUUGUUUUCACAGACUGGAUUCAUGAACAGAUCUUAAUAAGACAGACAUUUUCAUGAACCUUCAUAAUCAUAAAAAAAAUAUAACAUUAAAAUUCAACUCUAUGAAUGUAAGAGGUCAUUGAUAUUUUGUUAAUGAAGCACAUGCCAGGAACAAGCAAACUUAAAAAAGUAACAAGCUUUUACAUUCUUAAUGACAAUGAUAAUUGUAACAUUUUCUUUAAAUAUCAAAGUGUUUUUUUUUGUUUGUUUUUUGGGGGAUUAGUGUUGUUCAGCUAGCUACCACUAAUGCAUUUCAGAAGUCUUCAUUUUGCAGAUGCUGCUAGUUUAUGAACAUGUAAUCUGAUCUUCACAAAUUUUAGCUGUUCAAAUCCCCUGCGAUACAAUGCACCUCAGUAGCACACAAACAAUAUGGUUAAAGGAAAUAAAAAGAUUUCCGUCGUUUCUUUCUUCCUA